Delphinapterus leucas (beluga whale) is the source of this 888-nucleotide messenger RNA. The record is from RefSeq and is a predicted model, not a curated record. NCBI's taxonomy places the organism in Eukaryota, Metazoa, Chordata, Mammalia, Artiodactyla, Monodontidae.
UGGGGCUAGUGAGAAGUGAGCGGAAGUAAUGUGUGCAAACUCAUGGUCAGGACCUUGACACAGGAAGUUGAUUGUUCUCUAAUUUUUCUCUCUCUCCUUUCCAAUACCUGGAGGACAGACUUGCUAAUUCAGAGGAAAACAGCACUCCAGGGGAUGGUAGAUACAGGAAGUGUCUCCCUAGGUUCACAGCAACCUGUCAACCUUACAAUUCUGAGUACUUGACUCUUAAUUGGCUGGCAUGCAUGAUUGCAUAAUAACCCAGAUUGUAUCAUGCAUUUGCACUAGUGAGCCUUUGACUGCAGGUGGGCCUGAUGUUCUGCGAAAUCCCAGCUUCCCGUUUGGCUCCUGGAUCCACCCAGGCCUGAGGAUGGCCCGUACUAUGGAUCCACUGGCAAAGAAGAUCUUUAAAGGAGUUUUAGUAGCUGAACUUGUGGGCAUUUUUGGAGCAUAUUUUUUGUUUAAAAAGAUGAACACAAGCCAAGAUUUCAGGCAAACAAUGAGCAAGAAAUUCCCUUUCAUCUUGGAAGUUUAUUACAAAUCCACUGAACACUCUGGAAUGUAUGGCAUCAGAGAGCAAGAUCAAGAAAAAUGGCUGAACAGCAAAAACUAGGAAUUUGACCAUCGAUCAAAGUUCGUCCUAUUUCAUAGUAUCAGGCAAGAUUACAAUUCUAAAGUUGACAUGGAUGGAUUUUAGACUAUUUAAGUGUAAACUCUAAGUCAGAGGUUUCGUUCUAAGAAAUUGAUGGAAGGUUUGUUUAUUAUGUGAUAAAUGGAGUUUUGUUUACUACUCAAAAUAAACCUGUUCUUUAAAAAAAACUCCCCUAUAAUUCUAAACAUAUAAACCUUUCAAAAUAGAUAAGAUAGUAAAAUAUCUAUUUUUAAUAUUUA